Messenger RNA from Durio zibethinus, 2557 nucleotides. RefSeq lists its product as uncharacterized. Lineage: Eukaryota; Viridiplantae; Streptophyta; Magnoliopsida; Malvales; Malvaceae. The record is from RefSeq and is a predicted model, not a curated record.
AUGAAAGGGUCUAAGAAAAAAGUCUCAUUUUCAACUUCUAUCAAAUCAUCUGCAUCUCCCACUGUUUCAGAUGAGAAUGAUAGAAGCAGUCAGGAAAUGAGUUUGAAUUUGGAAAACCCAAAGAAACAAACUGUGAAGGAUUUCAUGUCACUCACUGUUUCCGCAGCUUCAAAGGCCACUUUUCCAAGAAAGAAAAUCUUAGCUGAAAGAAAUGAAUCUCCAGGAUCAAAUUUAUCCAAUACCCAUCUCUCAAAAACCCCAGAUCUUGAUUCAAAAGCCUCACCAAAGACAAUUCCAAAAUCUUCACACAAGAAUUCCCCAAAUCUUGACCCCAAAGUCACUUCUAAGGAACCUUUUUCUCAGAAGACACCAUUAUCAUACAGUUCCAGGGAUGAGACACCUUCACCAAGGCCUUAUGAUCCAUUAACGAAUUACCUUUCACCAAGGCCUCAAUUCCUAAGGUAUAAUCCUAGUAGGCGAAAAGAGAUCUUUUUGCGCCUUGAAAUGGAGGAAAAAGAAAGAGAUGAUGGGUCAAGUGUUUCUAGUGACAAUCCUUCUUUGGCUUCUUCUUCUUCACAAGAAGAUGAACAAUAUGGUGAUGAAAAUGAGAGUUUUUUGGAGCAAGAAGAUGAAGAAUUUGAUAUUGAAAGUGAUGAAGAGGCAGAAGAGGAAGUAGGAUGGAGUUUGAGAAGAGUGUUGAAAUAUCUGCUUUUGUUGGUGGUAUUAGUAAUAACUACAUCAUAUAUUUCCUCCAUUAAUUCUCCAACCACUGCACCAGCAGCUUUUGAGGGUCUAACACUUGGUUAUCAAAAGAUUCAAAAUCACUCGUAUGGAAUAGUUGAGAGUGUUGAGGUUGGAUACAAGUUCUUGGAUGGAAAAAAAGAACAAUUGGGUUUAUUGGGCUUGAACCAAGCUAUUUUGGAUGAGGGGAUUGAGGAAGAGGUAACCGAAAAUGUUAACAUGGGAGAAAUAGUUAGCUUGGAGCUAGAGGAUAGAAAUGUUGAAUCUGUAGAGAUGGUUGAAGUGAAGACAGUUGGGGAAAGUGAAGAUGUAUGUGAAGAAGAAUUGAUUAAAAGUGGAGAAACUUAUGAGCAGUUUGCUGAGGAUGUUGAGUUGCAGGAGAAAGAAACUGUGGAAAAGAUUGAAGAAGUAGAGAAGGCUGACAGUGUAAAGGAAAAUGGAGAAAGUCAAGAUGUAAUUGAAAGUGAAUUGAUGAAAAGAGGAAAUGUUUCUAACCAGCUUGUCGUGGAUAUUGAGCUGCAUGAGAGAAAAGAAACUGGGGAACAGAUUGAAGAUAUAAAAGAAAAUGGAGAAAGUCGAGAUAUAAUUGAAGAGGAAUUGGUGGAAACAGGAAAAGUUUAUGAUCAGAUGGUUUGGGACAUUGAACUUCUGGGACAAGCUGCAGGAGAGACGGAAUUCUUAGAAGGUGAUCAGGCAAGUCUGUUGUCUGAAGGGACUGAUCACCAAGAGGCUGCAUCUCAUACAACAGAUUCUUCAGAGAAGGAAAGGGUGGUUCCGAAGAAGGCAGAUGAAGAAAUUCACAACGAAACAAGAGAAAAUGAUAUGGUUCAAGGUAAAAUUAUACUAUUUGGAAAUGCCAUAAGCAUGGCAAGUGCAGUUACUAUGCUAGAAAGGUGGGGCAAAUCCGUUAUUCUCAAUUUCAAAGAAGUGAAUCCACUGAAGGGGAUCAACCAGCACUUGGGAACUGAAAUACUUCUCAAAGUUAUGUUUGGAUUUUUAACAUGUACUGCUAUUGUUACAUCUUUGGUGUUGGGAUCUAAUAUUAGGAGAAAUAGAAUUGCAUCAAAGCGUUCUUGUCUGGUGGAUAAGCAUUCGACCAAACCUGUUGAGCAGGAGAAACCAAAUUUGGUGAUUCCCGCUGAGAAAGAGGAGCAUAAAACGCAUGUGAAUUCUUUUUUGAACACCAUGCCUUUGAUUAGCUCCGUGGACAAAGAUAUUAAAGAAACUUACCAAAGCCGAGCACCUUCAGUUGGGUUGCUUGGUGAAUUAGAGGUAGGAGGAAUUGGCAGUUCUCUUAAGAGUUGUGCCAUCAAAAGCAGAAUGAAAGAUGAAGUGAGCAGCUACUCUGAUUUUCUGGAAAAGGGUUUAGGGAGCAAUGCUUAUUCAGCUCCGGCUCGGGAGAAACAUGAUUUGUUAGAGUUCUCUACCGUGAAUUCCAAUUCAUCCGAAAGAUUGACUGCCAAGAAGAAACUUUUGAGGAAAGAGUUCAGAAACAAUGACAUGGCAGGAGCGGAUGGAGAAGGGAGGAAUAACCUGGUCACAGCAACUCCACUGAGGCGAUCAGCCAGAAUCCGCAAUCGUGCAGACGUUGUUGCAUCUCCAUGAAGGCUGUGAAGACAUUGAUAUUAAUUUAAACUUUGAGCAUAUCAGAAACAGCAUCUCUGUUGUUUCAUAUAGCAGCUCAUUUCCAGGAAACUAAUGUAAAACUAGAAUUUGGCUGUCUAUUCUAAUCUGUAGGAACUGAUCAUCAUUGUAAGACUAACCAACCAUUGGUUACUUGCCUUUUUUUAAAUAAUCACUUUAAUUAUCACCUUUU